AUGAGCAAACCAAUCAAUGUUUACAGCACCCCAGACUUACGCCAAACUCUGGACGAAGCGCUACCUGCAACAUUCGAAAGACUGGGAUUCACACAGUCUUUUAAAUUGAUUGACACAAAGUUGUUUUUGGGAUAUUCGAUCGCGUUGAUCGCAGGAAUUUCAUUUAUGUUGGAUAAGAAGUGGACGUUUGAGGAUGCUCUUACUUAUCAGAAAAUUUUGGUCGGAGCUUAUGUGGUCCUCUCGGUUGUUUUCUGGUACUUCAGCAAGUAUGUGGAGAAAGGUGUCAAAUACUCUGGCAGCUCGGGGGAUAGGACCGUUGUGGUGGCCACCAAGAUGGAGAAGCACAGUGUCAAUUACGAGGUGACGCUGCGGGACGAUCGCGGGAAAGUCAUCGAGGCCCAAUUGGCGGCCAACACGGUAUUCAACGAAGCCGGAUAUCUGCAGUCUGAUAGGCUCUUCAAAUGGUUCGAGGAGUUUUUAGGCUCCCUUGUCAAAAAGGCGCAGUAG
Messenger RNA from Lachancea dasiensis, 507 nucleotides. The record is from the annotation of a GenBank genome assembly. Lineage: Eukaryota; Fungi; Ascomycota; Saccharomycetes; Saccharomycetales; Saccharomycetaceae.